AUGCCAUCUGAGCACUCUGGCACGAAAAACUCCAGUUGUGCCAUCAUGACUUUCCAGCCAACCCUGGAGGAAUUUUCAAAUUUUAACAAAUACAUUGCUUACAUGGAGUCUCAAGGCGCCCACAGGGCUGGACUAGCCAAGGUCAUUCCACCCAAGGGAUGGAGGGCCAGACAGUCCUAUGACAAUAUCAGUGACAUGUUAAUAGCCACCCCCCUGCAGCAGGUGGUGUCUGGAGGGGCAGGUGUGUUCACUCAAUACCAUAAAAAGAAGAAGGCCAUGACAGUAGGGCAGUACCGCCACCUGGCAAACAGUGAAAAGCAUCGCACUCCAGCACACCUGAAUUAUGAAGAUUUGGAGAGAAAGUACUGGAAGAAUCGCCUCUAUGAUUCACCAAUUUAUGGUGCUGACGUCAACGGGUCUUUAUUUGAUGAAAGCACUAGAGAGUGGAACCUUGGGCACCUGGGGACCAUUCAGGACCUGCUGGAGCAGGAAUGUGGUGUCGUCAUCGAGGGGGUCAACACACCUUACCUGUACUUUGGCAUGUGGAAGACCACCUUCGCGUGGCACACGGAGGACAUGGACCUGUACAGCAUCAACUAUGUGCACUUUGGGGAGCCCAAGACCUGGUACGCGGUGCCCCCCGAGCACGGGCAGCGCCUGGAGCGCCUGGCCAGGGAGCUGUUCCCGGGCAGCGCCCAGAUCUGCGAGGCCUUCCUGCGGCACAAGGUGGCCCUCAUCUCUCCCACGGUGCUCAGGGAGAAUGGCGUCCCCUUCAGCCGCGCGACGCAGGAGGCCGGAGAGUUCGUGGUGACUUUUCCCUAUGGCUACCACGCUGGCUUCAACCAUGGCUUCAACUGCGCCGAGGCCAUCAACUUCGCCACCCCGCGCUGGAUCGAUUAUGGCAAAGUGGCCUCUCAGUGCAGCUGCGGGGAGGCCAGGGUCAGCUUCUCCAUGGACGCGUUCGUGCGCAUCCUGCAGCCCGAGCGCUAUGAGCUGUGGAGACGCGGGCAGGACCGAAUGGGGCAGGAACUGAAUAGAGGGCAGAAUCGGGCCAGGAGAGCCCAGCAGAGGGCAGGACCUGGCUAG
This is a messenger RNA of Castor canadensis (American beaver), 1086 nucleotides long. The record is from RefSeq and is a predicted model, not a curated record. Lineage: Eukaryota; Metazoa; Chordata; Mammalia; Rodentia; Castoridae.